Molecule: messenger RNA, 2649 nt
Organism: Cricetulus griseus (Chinese hamster)
Lineage: Eukaryota; Metazoa; Chordata; Mammalia; Rodentia; Cricetidae
Source: RefSeq, a predicted model, not a curated record
AUGGAACCCAGGGCUGACCGGGUACUGCCUGAGCGGAUUCCGACAGUCUGUGCUCAGUGGAAGAGUGUUGGUUACUCUGAUGUACUAGUUCACAGCACAGGCUUGUACACAGACUUCAUUAUUUUCUCUAUUCUUUGUGCCCAUGUUACUUUAUUGAGUAAUUAUUAUCUAUUUCUGAGAAAUGGAAAUUCUCUUCUUCAAGUGACAAUUUCACUUAGCAAAGUAGAGCUUAGUGUGGGUGAAUCUAAAUUCUUCACAUGUACAGCAAUUGGUGAGCCUGAGAGUAUAGACUGGUAUAACCCUCAAGGAGAGAAGGUCAUUUCGACACAGAGGGUUAUGUUACAGAAAGAAGGGGUCAGGUCACGUCUAACCAUCUAUAAUGCAAACAUAGAAGACGCAGGGAUAUAUCGCUGCCAAGCAACAGAUGCCAAAGGACAGACACAGGAAGCUACAGUAGUUUUGGAAAUUUACCAAAAACUCACCUUCAAAGAAGUGGUCUCUCCUCAAGAAUUCAAGCAAGGGGAGGAUGCAGAAGUGGUUUGCAGGGUUAGCAGUUCACCCGCCCCUGCUGUCAGCUGGCUGUAUCACAAUGAGGAAGUCACCACCAUUCCAGACAAUCGGUUUGCUGUGCUUGCAAACAAUAACUUGCAGAUCCUCAACAUUAAUAAAAGUGAUGAAGGUGUAUACAGGUGUGAAGGGAGAGUGGAGGCUAGGGGGGAGAUUGACUUCCGGGACAUCAUCGUUAUCGUUAACGUUCCACCAGCAAUCGUUAUGCCCCAGAAGUCCUUCAAUGCUACUGCAGAGAGAGGAGAAGAGAUGACAUUAACCUGCAGGGCCUCAGGCUCUCCAGAUCCUACCAUCUCUUGGUUUAGGAAUGGAAAGCUCAUUGAAGAAAAUGAAAAAUAUACUUUAAAGGGCAGCAAUACAGAGCUCACUGUCAGGAACAUAAUCAAUAAAGAUGGCGGCUCUUAUGUCUGCAAAGCCACAAACAAAGCAGGAGAAGAUGAAAAGCAGGCCUUCCUUCAAGUCUUUGUACAGCCUCAUAUAUUACAACUUAAAAAUGAGACGACUUCUGAGAAUGGUCACGUCACACUCAUCUGUGAAGCUGAAGGUGAGCCAGUUCCAGAAAUCACAUGGAAAAGAGCGGUGGAUGGCACCACAUUUUCUGAAGGUGAUAAGAGCCCAGAUGGCCGUAUAGAAGUCAAAGGACAGCGUGGCCACUCAUCCCUGCACAUCAGAGAUGUGAAGCUAUCCGACUCAGGGCGAUAUGACUGUGAGGCCGCGAGCAGGAUUGGUGGCCACCAGAGGAGCAUGCACCUGGACAUUGAAUAUGCUCCUAAGUUUGUUUCAAAUCAGACAACAUAUUAUUCUUGGGAAGGAAAUCCAAUCAACAUAAGUUGCGAUGUGAAAUCAAACCCACCAGCAUCAAUCCAUUGGAGAAGACAAAAGCUGGUCUUACCAGCUAAAAAUACCACUCAUUUAAAGACGUACAGUGUAGGAAGAAAGAUGAUACUAGAGAUUGCCCCUACAUCGGACAAUGACUUUGGACGAUAUAACUGCACUGCUACUAACCGUAUAGGCACAAGGUUUCAGGAGUAUAUUCUUGAGUUAGCAGAUGUGCCCUCUAGUCCCCAUGGAGUGACGAUUACAGACCUGUCUCAGACCACAGCCAAGAUCUUGUUCAACAAACCCGAAUCCCAUGGAGGAGUGCCUAUUCAUCACUAUCAAGUGGAUGUCAAAGAAGUGGCAUCAGAAACCUGGAAAAUAGUACGCUCCCAUGGAGUUCAAACAAUGGUUGUUUUGAGCAGCCUGGAACCAAAUACGACUUAUGAAAUCAGGGUUGCAGCAGUAAAUGGAAAAGGGCAAGGGGACUACAGUAAAAUAGAAAUAUUCCAGACACUGCCAGUCCGUGAGCCAAGUCCCCCUUCCAUACAUGGACAGCCAAGCAGUGGGAAGAGUUUUAAAAUCAGCAUCACAAAACAAGACGAUGGAGGGGCUCCUAUUUUAGAAUACAUUGUGAAAUACAGGAGUAAAGAUAAAGAAGAUCAGUGGCUCGAGAAGAAGAUUCAGGGGAAUAAGGACCACAUAAUUUUGGAACACCUACAGUGGACAAUGGGCUAUGAAGUGCAGAUCACAGCUGCCAAUAGACUGGGGUAUUCUGAGCCCACCAUAUAUGAGUUCAGCAUGCCCCCAAAGCCCAACAUUAUUAAAGACACACUUUUCAAUGGCCUUGGGCUAGGAGCCAUCAUUGGCCUUGGAGUCGCUGCCCUUUUGCUAAUCCUUGUGGUCACAGAUGUCAGCUGCUUCUUCGUUCGCCAGUGUGGGUUACUGAUGUGCAUUACCAGGAGAGUCUGUGGGAAGAAGAGUGGCUCCAGUGGAAAAAGCAAAGAGAUUGAAGAAGGAAAGGCAGCAUAUCUGAAAGAUGGAUCAAAAGAACCAAUAGUGGAAAUGAGAACAGAGGAUGAAAGAAUCACCAAUCAUGAAGAUGGGAGUCCAGUAAAUGAGCCAAAUGAAACCACACCACUAACAGAACCUGAAAAAUUGCCUUUAAAAGAAGAAAAUGGAAAAGAAGUCCUAAAUGCAGAAACUAUAGAAAUUAAAGUGUCUAAUGACAUCAUCCAGUCUAAAGAAGAUGACAGCAAAGCAUAA